AUGAGCACACCAAAUUUUAAUGAACCAUUUAUAUUAGAAUUAGAUGCCUGUGAAUAUGGACUAGGUGCUGUACUCGCGCCAGAAUACGACAAACGAAAAUUUGUCAUUGCGUAUGCAAGUCAAACUUUAGCACGAGCUGAACGAAAUUAUAGUGCAACCGAACGUGAAGCUCUUGCCAUUGUAUGGGCAACUCAACAUUUUCGUCCAUACUUGGAAGGAACUAAAGUACUUAUUAGGUCGGAUUGUAAAGCGCUGCAAUGGUUGAAGAAUGCGAAAGAUAUUAAUGGAAGAUUAGCAAGAUGGGCAAUGAAAUUAUCCGCAUUUCAAAUAGAAAGUAUUCAAUAUCGUCCAGGAGCUGCAAAUGCUAAUGCAGAUUCUUUAUCAAGAAAUCCUAUCGUUAGAGCUCAAUCACAAUCGGCUGAACAAUCAACAUUAGAAGCGAUUGAAACGAAGGAGAAGGUUAUCUCCGAAAAUAACACUACGACCAAGGCACAAAAUUUUCAUGAAUUAGCAGUGAUAGAAACAAUAUACAUACGAGAAAAACGUUUUUGGCCAGCAAUUAUUGCUAUUGGAACAGGAAUAGCAUCUACGGUGUUUUCAACGGUAAAUUUAUUUCAAAUGGGAAAUUUAAAAGCAGAAAUGAGGGGAGUAAAAGAGUCCCUUCAAGCUCUACAUCUCGCAACACAAAAUAAUCAAGCGCAAAUUUUGCACUUAAGGGAAGGUCAAUUUAAAUCAGCGAAAGAACUUGGAGAUACUCAAAUAGCAUUAAACAAAACAAUGGAAAUAGUUAACCAACACUCUGAAAUAUUACGUAAACAAGCAGUGGCCUUACGAACGAUUGUAACCGAAACAAUAUUUUUAAAAACCAAGCUGGACAAUGUUACCCAUGCGAUAGAAACACAUUUUAUUCAUGAAUCAAUAGAAGGGAUAUUAUCAAACAAACUUAACUUACAUUUUGUUCACCACCGAGAUAUGCCUACGGUGGUCAAGUUAGUAUCUCAAGCAAUGAAGUUGUCAAUUAACGAAGUUAAUAGUUCGAUUCCUAUGGUGGAAAUAAUCACACGAUUACUCGUUCGACAACAAAUUGAUUUUGCGCCAAUGCCGAUAAGAUCAGCAUCGGAAAAUGGCGUUUUAAUUGGAAAACUAAUAUUUACAUCAUAUUUUGCAGCACCAGAACCAAAUCAAGCUUCAUUCUCAAUUUAUGAAUUGGUACCUAUACCUUUUAAUCAAGGAAAAAGGCGAGUAAAAUUAGCCAAAAUGCCGAUGUACCUAGGAAUCGAACAUAUAUCACAACAAUUCAUUUGCUGGUCAAAAGAAGAAGCAGCAACAUGCGAUUUCGAAGUAAUGCCUUCAUGUCGUGAAUCUCCUGUUUGGAGUAAAGAAUUCGAAGAUGAUUGCAUUUAUCAAAUUUUAACCGAUUCAGCGUUAAACGAUUGUCGCAUUGAAUUAUUUCCCGAUAAAGUAUUUAUUCAUCGAGUUGGACAACAUUGGGCAGUAUCAACUUACAACAGCUAUAACGAGGGAACUGUCACAAGUGUCCGCUCGCUUUUUUCUUGA
Molecule: messenger RNA, 1557 nt
Organism: Didymodactylos carnosus
Lineage: Eukaryota; Metazoa; Rotifera; Eurotatoria; Philodinida; Philodinidae
Source: the annotation of a GenBank genome assembly